This is a messenger RNA of Trypanosoma cruzi, 1296 nucleotides long. RefSeq lists its product as uncharacterized. The coding region runs from base 1 to 1296 and encodes 431 amino acids. Lineage: Eukaryota; Euglenozoa; Kinetoplastea; Trypanosomatida; Trypanosomatidae. The transcript has a single exon. The record is from RefSeq and is a predicted model, not a curated record.
AUGGGGUUCCUCACGGACUACUACGAUAAGCUGGCGAAAGAAGGCCGUCUUGAUGCACUUCUUAUAUUUGGCAUGUACGAUGAGCGCGUUUAUGAAGUCGUAGAUCGUCAUCACUUGGCGAAUGAGAUUUUGAAUAUGCUGCCGUCACCACGAGCAGCCGUGUUUCUCUCACGGGGUAUGGUUUACAACUGUAUUAGCGAGGUUGUUAUUCGAGACUUUAUUAAGAUUUGUAUGAUGCUGUCUCGUUACAAGUCUGUUGAAGAGGGGGCAAGUCUUGCAGAACUUAUUGGGAGCUGCGGGAUUCCAGAGCAGUACCGAAUGAAUAUGUUUAACUUCAGUGAGACGUAUCGUCAUAUGAUCUUGUCGAGGUCAUACUUUCCUCAGCGAUCGGUAUUGAGACUGUUGUCCUACAUUUUUUGCGAUGAUGUUCUCUCGGAUGCGGUGGCUCAGUUACAGUACAAGUCGGAUAUCUUAAAUCACGUGAACAAGGUAUAUGUGGAUACGCCAGACUUUGUCUCAUGGCGCUUUUCUGUACGUGUCAUGUCACUCGCAGGAGGGUACAACGAAGACCGCAGUGACGUCGAGUAUACAGAAGCACUGACACGGGUGGUCACACGCACAAUUCCAGAGUUUUUCAUUUAUUUUACGGUGACAUUUUUUUACGCUAUGUUUCGUCAUUAUCCGAGACGUGUGCGUGGUAUUACCCCACGCUGGCUCGCUCGACAUCGUGCCCUUUUUUCUGCCAUUUACGGUGCUGUUUUGGGUGUUUAUGUCAAUUCGUUUCUUGAGUAUCGUAUUUACAAACAUCGGGUAUUGUACGAAUUACGCAAAAGUCAAGAGUAUCGUCGUCGUCGCGGUGCAGCAAGACGCGGCAUUGAAUACCCUGAAAACAAGUAUUUUAAUAACCUUGAGGGUGUUACGCGUCGUAUAUACUCCAUGCAGUGCACGGCGUACAGUGUCACCGUAGGAGCGCUGCUGCUUUCCAUGCUGCCUCUCACUCCAGUAAAGUUUCCCAAGUGGAUGGGGGAUGUGGCGUGGCGUCAUCCAUUUGUUCCGCGUCUUUUCCCAACUCUUUUGGGAAUGCAUACGGCGUCGCGAUGUAUGGUGCCCUUUGUCUUUGCCCCCUUUGUGACACUGACAAUUGCGCGGUUUAACGGAUGGGGAGCGACCCUGUAUGAUCGUUACGUGGAGUGCCGCAUGCGGAUGUGGUACCGCAAGGUGGAGGUGGCUUUUGAUACAUCAACGGAUGUGGCGGAUGUCGACAUCACAAGAGAUUCACAUCAGAAAACAAUUUAG